Molecule: messenger RNA, 1476 nt
Organism: Oncorhynchus masou masou (cherry salmon)
Lineage: Eukaryota; Metazoa; Chordata; Actinopteri; Salmoniformes; Salmonidae
Gene: ptger4c
Product: prostaglandin E receptor 4 (subtype EP4) c
Exons: 2
Coding region: 1-1476 (491 amino acids)
Biological process (GO): cellular response to prostaglandin E stimulus; adenylate cyclase-activating G protein-coupled receptor signaling pathway; inflammatory response
Cellular component (GO): plasma membrane
Molecular function (GO): prostaglandin E receptor activity
Source: RefSeq, a predicted model, not a curated record
AUGAAUAAUUCCUUCUAUGGCGAUGGCUCGAACAUUUCAGAACUCGUUCAACCGCUCUGUGUCUCCCACAACCAAAGCACUUUCCCGCCACUGCGACUGGAAUCAAAAUCGCUGGUCACUUCAGCCACUAUGUUCGCUUUUGGAGUCAUGGGGAACCUCAUUGCCAUUGUUGUGUUAUGCAUCUCAAAGAAAGAGCAGAAGGAGACCACUUUCUAUACGCUGGUUGUUGGAAUGGCUAUCACGGACCUGUUGGGCACCUGUUUCACCAGCCCGGUGGUUAUCGCCACCUACAUAGCCCAGAGGUGGCCCGGUGGAGAGCUACUGUGUGACUUUUUCUCGUUCUCUAUGCUCUUUUUCGGCUCGGCUGGAAUGUCCAUUCUGUGCGCUAUGGCAGUGGAACGAUACCUGGCCAUAAACCACGCGUAUCUUUACUCCCAAUACAUUGACCGGACGACGGCGCGUUUGGCGCUCAUGGGCAUCUACCUAGCUAACAUUGUGCUGUGCAUCAUGCCCAGCUUUGGUUUCGGGAAGCAUGUGCGCCACUUCCCAGGCACUUGGUGUUUUUUGGACUGGAGGGCGACGGACCCCCUCGCUGCCUCGUACUCGUUUCUGUAUGGCGGGUUCAUGUUGGUGUUGAUUGCGGUGACAGUUCUGUGCAACUUCGCAGUGUGUCGGUCACUUGUGGGGAUGAGCCAGAAGACGCGGAUAGUGAGAGCGAAGGUGUCCGCGCAAGUAGGCUCACGGCGGGUGUUCCUGCCCUCCGUCACCUGCCCGUCCGCGGCUGAGAUCCAAAUGUUCUGGCUGCUGAUAUUUAUGACCAUCGUUUUCCUGGUGUGCUCCAUUCCUUUGGUGGUGCGCAUCUUUGUAAACCAGCUGUAUGGUCCUUCCAACAUCUGUGCCGGAGUGAAUCCAGAUUACCGCAGUGAUCUGAUGGCCAUUCGCUUCGCCUCGUUCAACCCCAUUCUGGACCCCUGGGUAUACAUCCUCUGUAGGAAGAACCUGUUGGUCAAGGGCUGUGAGAGGGUGAAGAAGACAGUUGGACAAGUCAAGGCGGGCCGCGGGCGUAAUUUAGGCUGGGUUGGCACUAGCAGUCAUCAUUCACUCCCGUCGUUUGAACACAGCAACGAGACCAGUUAUGCGUCAUUACGCACGACCAACUACAGAAACGAUUCGGAGAACCAGGUUACCACCAAAAAUAAAUCAUUUACAGACUUUACCAUGCGACAAGCCUGGGACCUUGACACGGCGCAGGCGAACUUCCAUCCGUUUAGUGUAGAUCAGACUACCGUGAUCGGUUUCGAGGCUGAGAUAGCGGUGGUGUCUAAACCCGCCAUGCUCGCGUCAAAGCUCGGAAGCAGCGAGGCGCUUCCGGAGAUGUGCUCACCAGCAGGUCUUCAUAGCCACGUCAGUAAAGGGGACAUAGUCACCUGUACCUUCAGCACACUAAGCUCCUGUCAAUCGGAGAAGUGCCUCUGA